ACAAAUGAUCACUUUAGUGUCCAUGAAAAUGUACAAAUUUUUAUGCACGGUGGACCAUAAGUCUAAGUCAAACAUAUGAACAAUCCUUACAACACCAAUUUUUACUCGCAACCGCUUAUCAAGGAAUCUACCAACAAAACACCGGCGAGGCAAAGACCUCUCAGAGCAGCAAUCAAAUCGAGCAGUAAUGGGAGAAGAACGAGAUCCACAGAAGUUGAAGAAGAUAGCGGCAGCUGCUUACGACUAUGAUAACGAUUCUAGAUGGGCUGACUACUGGUCCAAUGUCCUCAUCCCUCCUCACAUGGCUUCUCGCUCCGAUGAUGUUGUCAACCACUUUAAACGCAAAUUCUACCAGCGAUACAUCGAUCCUGAUUUUGUUGUGGAACCAAUGACUACAAAUACUACCUCACAGCCUGCAAGAUCAUCAACAUCAUCAUCACCAUCACCACCAUCAUCAUCAUCAUCAUCAUCAUCAUCUGCACCUCGCAGCUCAGGGUCAACCACAAGAACAACUACAGGGACACCACCUCCAAGUUCAACUCCUUUGCGUUGGGAUAGACAAACAAUCCAGUUUUCUGUCAAUGCAUGGGUGUUUGUUGUAGCUGUGCUUGCUAUGUUUCCACUGAUACCUAAAAGCCUUUCAAAUAGGGCUUAUCGCCUUUCAUUCAUGGGAACUGCAUGUUCUUCUUUGUAUUCUCUCUACUCUCUCUAUGGGAAACCUAGGGCAUGGAAUUUACAGGAAGUGCAAGUGUGGCUUCAAUCAGUAAUUUCAACUAAAGAUUUUAUCUUUUUUAUUUACUGCCUCACUUUUGUCACUUCAAAUCUUCACCUUACAUUUGCUUUGUUGCCUAUUGGAUGUCGAGCUUUGGAACAUUCUGCAAAAUUCAUUAGGCGUAAUUUUAGUCGUUCGUCUUUUUACAGGAAGUAUUUUGAAGAGGCUUGUGUGUGGGUGGAAUCAAACACAACAACACUCAGCAUACUCUCUUCACAAGCCGAGAUUGGAAUCGGGUUCCUUUUGAUCAUCUCUCUCCUAUCGUGGCAGCGUAACAUCAUACAAACAUUCAUGUAUUGGCAGCUGUUGAAGCUGAUGUAUCAUGCGCCAGUGACGGCUGGUUACCAUCAAAGUGUGUGGUCUAAAAUAGGGAGGACGGUCAACCCUCUUAUUCAUCGAUAUGCACCGUUUCUAAACACUCCAAUUUCUACCAUACAACGAUGGUGGUUUAGGUGAAUGUUUUUGUAUGGGAAGUUUAACACAUAUACAGAGAAUAAUAAGGAUUUUCAUAUAUAAUGGAACAAAAUAUAUACUAUUAUGUAAUAUGAAAACCUUUAACUGGAGGAUUUUAUAAGUUGAGAUUUUGUGUUGGAUCAGUUGAUUCA
Messenger RNA from Lactuca sativa (garden lettuce), 1377 nucleotides. RefSeq lists its product as uncharacterized. NCBI's taxonomy places the organism in Eukaryota, Viridiplantae, Streptophyta, Magnoliopsida, Asterales, Asteraceae. Gene Ontology annotation, biological process: membrane organization; endoplasmic reticulum tubular network organization. The record is from RefSeq and is a predicted model, not a curated record. Gene Ontology annotation, cellular component: membrane; endoplasmic reticulum.